Molecule: messenger RNA, 4710 nt
Organism: Loxodonta africana (African savanna elephant)
Lineage: Eukaryota; Metazoa; Chordata; Mammalia; Proboscidea; Elephantidae
Gene: SMIM33
Product: small integral membrane protein 33
Exons: 2
Coding region: 1798-2196 (132 amino acids)
Source: RefSeq, a predicted model, not a curated record
GGUAUUUAUUUAUUUUUAGAUCAUUUCAGCCCCCUGAAUCUGCCCUAAGAGACUCCAUGAGGGCAAAAAGCCAGAAGGAGACAGUGGAAGUGAGUCACUGACAUUCCAUUGUGGCUCAGAAGUGCCCUCCCCCCAGGUGCAGGUACUGUUUGUGCAUCUUCAAGAAUAAGGACAGGUUGUGAGGCACCCGCUGCAUAGUAGUAGGCAUGAUGAUAGACUGUGCGAUACAGACAGGAGCAAGACAUGGUCCCUGCCCUCGUGGGGUUCACAGCCUAGAUAGGGGGAAAAUGAAUGCCCACAUACCUGUAAUGUAACGCAAAUUAUGACAAACGUCAGGAGUGCGGUAAGAAAGAUACUGCAAUAGGGUUUAAGACAAAGAAAGAAAGCUACUCGAGUGUGGUGGGGUGAAGAAUACAUUUCUGGAGGAGGUGACACUCGAACUAAGCCAUAAAAGAUGGUUAUAUUUUUGAUGGUGGAAGUGGGAGGAAGAGCAGCUUACAACAGUGAGCAUGGAGAUGGGAAAGUGAAAGACAGAGAAGGCUGGGAUAGUAGUCUGGUUCCAGAAAUUCCAUUCCUUUACUCUUCCUGAAGCCCUUAGGGAGAUAAAUCCAGAAUUGGUGAGAGAGGGAAAGAGAGGAAUUAGCCAUCAGAGGAUCAGAAAUUGGGCUUUUGAACUAAGGGGCUGGGAGCCCCAGUGGAGGUGUCUGUGAGAGCAGUGGGGAUGUGUGUUGAGGCAGGAGGCAAACAGCAGUGGCUGAGAAACAAGGAGCCAGGAAGCUACAUCCUGCCUCAUGGGAUCAAGCCGCUCAGUGAGGAGCUCCCAGGGGUCUUCUGGCCCAGCUGAAAUGGGGAGUGGUACGUGUGCAGCAAGGGACAGAAUGAGGGGAUGGAGUUAGCUAGGACCAGAAAUUAUCUUUUAAAAACUGUCUCCAGAGAGAUGAGAGACCAAUGAUACAAAGAGGCAUUUUUCUUUCCAGUUGCUGUGGAGCUGAUUCCGACUCAUGGCGACACUAUGUGUGUCAGAGUAGAGCUGUGCUCCGUAGGGUUUUCAAUGGCUGAUUUUUCAGAAGUAAAUCACCAGGCCUUUCUUCUGAGGCACCUCUGGGUGGAUUCAACCUCCAACUUUUUGGUUAGCAGCCAAGUGUGCUAACCAUUUGCACCACCCAGGGACAUAUACAUAAUUCAAAUUUGUAAAAAACCAGAAGGAAAAAAGAAUGCCCUGCGUCCCCCGGGGUAAGAAGGAGGGGAAUGGUCAGGGAGUGGGGGCUUCUAUUUUAUUUGUAAUAUUUUAGCUCUUAAAAUUUUUAAAAAUAAAAAUAGCAAUAUGUUAAGAGAUGAACAGAGCUGAUGGCUGGGCAGCAGAGAUUUAUUAUAUUAUAAUCUAUACUUCUCAGUGUGUUUGAGAUAUUAAAUUUAAAAAAAAAAAGAAUCAAAGGACAGUGACUUCAGGAAAUUGGUUAGGGUGGGGUCAGCAUGUCCUGGGGGGAGGGGAUGGGGCAGGAUGGAAGGUGGGGAGACUGCCCAGGUAUCUGGAAUCUGGUGGAGGCUCCUGAAGCUGCCAGAGGGCAUGAAUGGAGGUAGCAAGGAGCAAUAUCAAGGUACUAUCAGAAUGAGGGGGCUGGGCCCAAGGUAGCCCAGAUGUUCACGGAAGUGAAAGCGUGGGAGAGAGCAGUUUGGGUGUGUGCAGAGGGUGUGUGACCCACAGACGUGGCAGCUCCGGGUCAGGGCCAAGCAGGCAGCCAGUUCUCCUUUGGCGGCUGCCACCUGUCCUGAGAGAGUCCUCCGCCGGGAAGGACAAUGCACCAGGCUUGCCACUACCUCUGGCCUUCUGCAGCUGUGAACAGUUCAGUGGGGCAGGAGCCCCAGAAGCAGCUUCCAGAGGUGCUAGGUGGAACCUGGGGAACCCCCAGAGGGGAUGGGCUCCCCCAGCUCACGGUCAUCGUCACCAUCUUUGUCCUGCUGGCGGUCUGUAUCGUGGUGGCAGUCCAUUUUGGACCAAGUCUGCACCAGGGCCAUGCCACUCUCCUCAAAGAACCAUCAGCCCCAAAGCCAGAGGGCGGCAUUUACCUCACCCACUGGCGGGUUCUGGGCCCCCAGGACAGUCACGAAGAAGCCCAGCAGGGGACUGCUGCCCCUUACCACUACCCUGCUCCAGAUGGACCCAGGCCCAGCAUCGAUGAAAUCACGUAUCUGUAGGAGGGAGACUUUGGAACGUUUGCCUCACUUGAUUCAGAACAAGAAGCUAGUGAGAGAAUUAGGACAGAGAAAAAUUGGGGCUUGGGCAUCAGGGCUUCAGAGGGGCACACGUGGACUCAGCUAGAGCUUCUUCCCUCUCAGCAGAAUAUUUGGGGAGAAAGCCUUUUUGUGGACAGGAGAAAUAAAAGAAGCUUGAGGAGACUGUCCAGAAACAUGCUUCUGUGAGCAUCCCCAGUGCCCAUGGUCACCCUUUUAAAGCUCCUCUUCAGGGAUCAACAGACCCUGAACCUCCUUAUCAGAGCCCCUGCUCCCUCCUUGUAGCUAAUCUCCUCCCAUUUAAUGUCAAAGUGAGUCCAACUUGGAAGAUUGCACCACCCACCACACCCCACACAUGGAUGACACAGGUCUCCUGUAGAGGCCCUUCACCCCAGGCACCAGAUCCUGUGAGGGCCACCCAGGAGCACCAAGGCAAAGAAACCAGGAGUCCUGCCUUCUCUUACUCUUUGGGACUCAAGGAAGGAAGAUCUGUGUCCCUCACUGAUUGGGGGUACAUCUUUGGCUGUUAGGGCCCCAGGCCUGGGUUGUAGACAACCUCCGAGGCUGUUGUAAGUCCCAAACACCAUUUCUAGCUCCCAAGAUUGGCUUUGAAUGGCCCCACUGACUGUCUUGCCUUCCUAAGGUGGAUGGAGGGAGUUUGAGGACUCUCAUUACCUCCCACUUUCUGUGUGCAUAAGCCUGUUGGAACCAGCUUAGAAUUUAUUGAAGGACAUUUCCCAGACCCAGAACCUUCCAGCUGGUGGGAAAACAGGAAAGGAAAAGGAGCUCCAUGGAGCUUAUCUGGGGAAGGAAGGAGUGAGGAGGAGACCAGGAAGGGGAGGCCCAUGGGGAUAUAUAGCCGGGAGGUUGAGAAGAGGCAGUAGGCCAGGAAGGCAAAGCUGAGCCUCCCGGUGGCUCUUUGGCAAGGCGCCCCUUUGCCUGGCACCCCUGAAUCCCAUUCAUGUACAUUCAGGAAUAUGCAGGCAGACAUUUAUGGAGAGAAUUUGGGUGCUUUACCUUGAGGGACACCGGAGGGCAAGAAGUCAACCCUGGGUCCUGCCCUUGGUGAGACCCCAGCACAUUCAGGGAGCCUGGGAAAUAACAGAAGGUGGAGAGAAACAGUGGUGGGGAUUGUACUAUCUGCCGAAGACAGGCUUACCUACUUUGGGGCUGGUAAGAGGCAGCUAUAAUGUUAAUAGCUGCUGUUCCUUGUAGGCCAGCUAUGCACUGGGCACUGGGUUUAUCUGUGGACCUACACACAUAUCCCAAUUGCUCCUCACAACAACCUUGGGAAAAGGGGCCACUGUUAUCCGCAUUUUAUAGUCAGGGAAACUAAGGCUUAAAAAGAUACACAGGGGGACAGAGAUAUUAAGUGGUAGAGUCAGAAUCUGAAUGUGAACACCAUGCUGGUGGGUGGGGGAAGGUCACGUUGGGGAGGCCCUUGAUUCUGGACUGGUUUCUAGGUGUGGGAGUUUUCUAGGUGUAAUGAUGGAGGCUCCUUGGGCCUUGGGGGCAGGAUGGCUGGGACAGUUGGGGAGGAGAGGGGACUUUUCCCCCUUUAUUCCCUUGGCUCUGCCCUUCUGACAAAUGUGGGUCUGUGUGUGGGACAUUUCUGCACAGUGAUGCUGUACUUAGAAAUGCAUAUUGAGCAUUUGUGAUAAAAAACAAAGGUGGGAAGGAGGGAACAAGUCCAGCCUGGGUGGAACAGUGGAACUAGUAGAAAGCGCUCCCUUCCCUCUCACAUGGGGGCCCUUUCCUGCCACAGUGUUGUUGCAGUGGCUCAGUUCUAAUGUGGGAUGACAUAAAUAUGGUAUGGUGGCUGGCUGUGUUGUCCAGAGUCCCCUGGGAUAUGUGCCAUCUCUCACACAAGUUCCCUUCCCCCUUAUCCCUUUGCUGACUCUCAUCUGGAGACAUUUCUUCAGUGGCCCCUGCUCUUUUGAGCAGCCUCUUGUCCAGGAUACAGCUGUGUACCCCUCAUGGCAUCUGCUGUGCUGGCUCUGGCCUAGCCCUUGAGCCCUUCCUGCCCCCCAAGCAUCCCACUGGAGAUAGGGUGCUGAAAGAGCAAGUGGAGUUGGGUAUGCUGCCCAACUCUAUGCCCUCAGUACAGCUGGUGGGCUCUGUCUACACUGAAAGACACUCACCACUCCACUGCCCUGUACUAGGAUGAGGAGGUGUACAAGGAAGCAUGUAUGUGCAAGUGUAUUUGGUUACUGGGUGUAAUAACUGCCAAUCUCUUGUAUCACUCAGAGUCCCAGCAGGAAAGAGAUGGCAUACUGGCAUUGGGUGAUCUGAGGAAUGUUUUUUUUAAAAAAGAGAUUAUUUAGAAACAGCAGGAGUUAGGGAAACCAAGGUGAGAUGAGUAUUCCAGGAUGAACACUAGUGGAGACGAAUACCACCUGUCUUAGUCAUCUAGUGCUGCCAUAACAAAAAUACCACAAGUGGAUGAAUUUAACAAAGAGAAAUUUAUUCUCUCACAGU